AUGAGUUCCGAUAACAAAUCCCAUACUCUCAACGAGAAAUAUGCCACUGACAAUGGAGCCCAUGAGCCGGGUAGCCUCGCGGCUCAUGUCAGGGGUCGACAAUUCAGCGUCGACCCAGAAGAUCAGACUAUGGUGCAGGGCGACCAGUACGCGCUGCACCGUGAUCUCAAGGGCCGACACAUGCAAAUGAUCGCCAUUGGUGGUGCUAUUGGUGCCGGUCUCUUCAUUGGUUCUGGUGGUGCCUUUCAGACUGGUGGACCUGCUUCUGUACUUCUCGGUUUCAUGAUCAUCGGUUUCAUGGUCUACCUUAUGAUGCAAGCUCUUGCCGAGAUGUCCGUUAUGUAUCCGAUCAACGGCGCUUUCACAAUGUACAUCUGCCGCUUCGUUGAUCCCUCAUUUGGGUUUGCGUGCGGCUGGGAGUACGCCAUCAAGGGUAUCAACAACAGCGCUUGGAUCGUUCCAUUGCUCGUGGCCUUGGUUGCUAUCCAAUUCUUUGGCGUGAGGGGAUAUGGCGAGGUCGAAUUUGCCCUCAGUAUUCUCAAGAUCAUUGCUUGCAUAGGGUUUAUGAUUCUUGGAAUAAUAAUCGACUGCGGCGGUGUCCCAACAGAUGACAGAGGCUACAUUGGUGCAAGAUACUGGCAUCACCCUUAUGAGGCAUUUCUCAAUGGCUUCCAUGGCUUCUGCAGUGUCUUUGUCACCGCAGCUUUCGCCUACACUGGCACUGAGCUAACUGGACUGGCUGCUGCGGAAACGGCCAACCCCAAAAAGGAGAUUCCACGGGCCUCCAAACAGGUUGUGUGGCGAAUCUUCAUCUUCUACAUCGUCAACCUCUUCCUCGUUGGUUUGAUCGUACCGGAGAACAGCCCCUUGUAUAGUGGUGAAGGCUCCACUUCGCGACAUUCGCCUUUUGUCAUUGCAAUUCAGCUGGCUGGCAUCAAAGUCCUCCCGUCCAUCUUCAACGCUGUCAUCUUGAUUGCAGUCAUGAGCGUUGCCAACUCUUGCACGUUCGGCUCGACUCGAACAAUUCAGGCACUUGCUGCUAAUGGAAUGGGACCGAAGAUUCUGGCCUACGUGGACAAGAAGGGCCGACCCGUGGCCGUUGUCAUUCUGCAGCUACUCUUCGGCUGUCUGGCAUUCAUUAAUCUGGCAGACAACGGCGGCACCAUCUUCAAUUGGCUUCUGUCAUUGUCGGGUUUGUCAAUUCUCUUCAUCUACGGCGGUAUUGCCCUGGCUCAUAUUCGCUUCCGUGCGGCAUGGAAAGCACAGGGACAUUCCUUGGACGAACUGCCAUUCCGAGCCGCCUUCGGAGUCUGGGGUUCGUGGGUGUGCUUGUUCAUCAACGUUAUCAGCCUUAUUGCCCAGUUUUAUGUUGCGCUCUAUCCCAUCGGUGGUCCUUACCUGGACGCCGACACUUUUUUCCAGCUCUACCUCGCCGGCCCUCUACUCAUCUUUUUGUACCUGUGCUGGAAGGUGUAUAGCUGGUUUGCCCGACCACAAGACCGUCCAUUGUUCAUCAGAGCGAAGGACAUUGAUAUCUACACGGGUAUGCGCGACACUCAAGUCGAUAUCAGUGGUCCAAAUGUCCCAGAUGAACAGAGACGCGCCAGCAUCAUGGAGCUGCAAGAGGAAAAGAAGAAGAGAGGUGUCAAGGACUGGGUUUUGGCUUUCCUCAGGAACAUCUUCUAA
This is a messenger RNA of Fonsecaea monophora, 1686 nucleotides long. RefSeq lists its product as hypothetical. Gene Ontology annotation, molecular function: amino acid transmembrane transporter activity. The record is from RefSeq and is a predicted model, not a curated record. Bases 1 to 1686 code for a protein of 561 amino acids. Gene Ontology annotation, biological process: amino acid transmembrane transport. Lineage: Eukaryota; Fungi; Ascomycota; Eurotiomycetes; Chaetothyriales; Herpotrichiellaceae. Gene Ontology annotation, cellular component: membrane. The transcript is spliced from 9 exons.